CGUAAAGUCGAAAGAUCACCAUGGUCGUUGGAGACUCCGCUGGUGGCUUUGACGGCGACGCCGUUCAUCAGAAUCUUGUCGAUACAGACGCUCACUACCUGGGCGUUGCUGAUAUCGCGAACGGUCUUGUCUGGGAUAGCGAUGAAACAGUGGACGCCAACUCAAGCUUUGUGACGACGCAAGAGGGAGGCAACGAACCCCACGGUAACUUCAAUACCAAAUUUGACGACCGUUUCGAAUCGGCGAAGUACGCGGGUACUAUAGGGUCUGCGAGCAGAAUUCACCCUACUCUUGGCACAUCUUUCGAUAACGCUCUCGCCAACAUUCGUCGACUUCAGGAUUCGCAAGCGAAAACCACCGAGAAAAACCACCUGCUCGUGAAGUUGGGAACGAAGACGGGGAUACGCGUCAACUUUGCUCUGUUUAAGAGAAGAUCUCAACCGUAUGACGCAUCUGAUACGUCGGACCCCACUGCGAAGCAUCCCGUUGCACCUGGCAUGUACCAGGAGCGCCUUAAGGCUAUAACUCCUUUUUAUCGCCUGGAAGCGUUGGACGCCCGUGACAUCAACGACAACCCCAUCGACCCCACCGUCCUUGAAGGGCAAUUGAUCGGUGCAGUUGUGGAAGUAAAGUUCACUUUGCACCACUGGUCCGUUCAUCCAAGGGGGAAACCGGCGCCUACAUCAGAUACUUUCAACGCGAAGUUGACUCGAAUUCGAGUGCUUAAGGUGGCGGGAAAUGUUUUGCCGAUGAGUGGAAUCCAGCCGACUGUUCGCGAACCCGCCACAGCGCAGAAGCGACGUGCGGACGGGGAUGGGGGCGAUGCGAACAAAGAUGCCGGACCUUCGGGAUCCAAGAACAAGGGGAAGCAACCCGAAGGCUCGGCUAACAAGAGACAGAGAACUUGAAUACUGCGUGAAGAAGUAGAAUGAACCUCCAAUAUUCGCCCACAAGGGUUGUAUUUGUACCGUCUGUAUUGUUUUCCUUUUCUCAGAUUUUGUAUGGUUUCUUAUUUCUUUUGAUAUGUACGAUUAUGAGUCUGUUGAA
This is a messenger RNA of Coprinopsis cinerea okayama7#130, 1047 nucleotides long. RefSeq lists its product as hypothetical. The record is from RefSeq and is a predicted model, not a curated record. Lineage: Eukaryota; Fungi; Basidiomycota; Agaricomycetes; Agaricales; Psathyrellaceae. The transcript has 5 exons. The coding region runs from base 21 to 908 and encodes 295 amino acids.